GCCGGGCUCAGGCUGCUGCAGACUCUACACGUUGGCCUCGCGUUGAAAAGUAGAAUAAAUCGGCAAAGGUCCAGCUCUCCAGACAUGGCUGAAAAAGAAAUCUGGCAGACGAUAGGAGAGGGCUUUGUGCAAGCAUACUAUCAACAGUUUGACAACACUGAUAGAAGUAGUCUUGGUCUGCUUUAUGCUGAUGGUGCUUGUUUGACAUGGGAAGGACAGCCAUUUCAUGGUCGUGCCGCUAUAUCUGGGAAACUAGGAAGCCUUCCUUUUAAGCGAAUUAAGCAUCUCAUUACUGAACAAGACUUUCAACCCACAAUAGACAGUUGUAUACUCAUCAUGGUGUUUGGUCAGUUACAGGCAGAUGAUGAUCCUCCUAUGGGCUUUCACCAAGUGUUCAUGUUGAAGUCGGCACCUAAUGGUGCAUGGGCGUGCACAAACGAUGUAUUCCGUUUGGGAAUACAUAACAUUCCUGUUUAGCUGUAAUUAUUUUCCCAAAAUAAACCAAAAAAUCUAGCAUUCUUUUGUUAAAUUACAUUAAACAAAAAUAAUGU
Messenger RNA from Periophthalmus magnuspinnatus, 551 nucleotides. RefSeq names its product nuclear transport factor 2-like. Gene Ontology annotation, cellular component: nuclear pore central transport channel. Lineage: Eukaryota; Metazoa; Chordata; Actinopteri; Gobiiformes; Gobiidae. The record is from RefSeq and is a predicted model, not a curated record. The transcript is spliced from 5 exons. The coding region runs from base 85 to 477 and encodes 130 amino acids. Gene Ontology annotation, biological process: protein import into nucleus.